CAAAAUGUUGUGCUUGUACAAAUUUUGAGUUUUUUGAGAAAACCCCAAAGAAGUGAGGCCCACGAAUGGAAGAAGGGUGAGAUCUCAGGACAUUCACAGAGUCAUCUCCGAUAGUUAUGUAUGUCUACCGGACAGGCUCGUCGUACACUCCAAUUUUAGAAAAAUAGGCAGGAAUCGGAGAUAUGUAUCAAUGGAGAAAAUUCGAUUUCUUCGAGGAGAAGUAUGCGGGAAAAUUGCAGUGCUCUGAAGAGAUAACGGGGAAGAUCGAAUGCUGCUCCGGCGGAAGAGGCAGGAUAGUCUUGGGCUGCGACGACGGCUCCGUUUCUCUUUUGGAUCGAGGCCUUAAGUUCAACUACUCCUUCCAAGCUCACUACUCAUCUGUCCUCUUUCUUCACCAGCUUAAGCAACGGAAUUUCUUGCUAACAGUUGGGGUAGAUGAGCAAAUAUCUCCUCAGGCAUCAGCUACAUGUCUUAAAGUUUUUGACCUCGAUAAGACACAAGAAGAAGGGUCGAGUGCAUCAACUCCUGAUUGUGUUCAAAUUUUGCGGAUAUUCACCAAUCAGUUUCCCGAAGCAAAGAUCACUUCUUUUUUGGUAAUAGAGGAAGCUCCUCCUAUAUUAUUCAUUGCUAUCGGCUUAGACAAUGGUUGUAUAUAUUGCAUCCAAGGGGAUAUAGCACGGGAGCGUAUAAAGCGGUUCAGACUCCAGGUAGAUAGUCAUUCCAAUAAAACCCAUGCUUCCAUUACUGGCCUUGGAUUUAGAGCAGAUGGACAGGCCCUCAUGUUGUUUGCUGUAGCUCCAGAAUCUGUUAGCAUAUUUAACCUCCAGACUCAACCACCUAGCCAGCAAACUCUUGAUCAGAUUGGAUCUUCUGUUUCUAGUGUUGCAAUGACUGAUCGCUCGGAGUUGAUAAUCGGUAGACCAGAGGCUGUAUACUUCUAUGAAAUUGACGGUCGGGGUCCUUGUUGGGCAUUUGAAGGAGAGAAGAAGUUCCUUGGCUGGUUCCGUGGAUACCUUCUUUGUGUUAUUGCUGAUCAAAGAACUGGGAAAAACACUUUCAAUAUUUAUGAUUUGAAGAACCGGUUAAUUGCUCACAGCGUGGUGGUAAAUGAUGUUUCGCAUAUGCUUUGUGAAUGGGGUAACAUAGUUCUCAUAAUGGAAGAUAAAUCUGCUUUAUGCAUUGGUGAAAAGGAUAUGGAGAGUAAGCUAGAUAUGCUUUUCAAGAAGAAUCUUUAUACUGUUGCUAUUAACCUAGUCCAGAGUCAACAAGCUGAUGCCGCUGCCACAGCUGAGGUGCUGAGGAAAUAUGGAGAUCAUUUAUAUAGUAAACAGGAAUAUGACGAGGCUAUGGCUCAAUAUAUUCACACCAUUGGCCAUCUGGAGCCUUCAUACGUCAUACAGAAGUUCUUGGAUGCACAACGAAUCUACAACCUUACCAAUUACUUGGAGAAGUUGCAUGAAAAAGGGCUUGGUUCGAAAGACCAUACAACCCUGUUGUUGAAUUGCUAUACUAAACUGAAAGAUGUUGAGAAGCUAAAUGUAUUCAUUAAAUGUGGGGAUGCAGUUGGGGAACAUAAGUUUGAUGUGGAAACUGCAAUAAGGGUAUGUCGAGCUGCAAAUUAUUACGAACAUGCGAUGUAUGUUGCCAAGAAGACUGGGCGACAUGAAUGGUACUUAAAGAUCUUGCUUGAAGACCUUGGUCGAUAUGACGAAGCGUUGCAAUAUAUUAAUAGUCUUGAACUGAGUCAGGCCGGGGUGACGGUUAAAGAGUAUGGGAAAAUUCUUAUAGAGCACAAGCCCACCGAAGCAAUUGAGAUACUGAUGAGGCUUUGCACAGAAGAAGGCGAAGCCAGCAAGAAGGCCUCCACUAGUGUUACAUAUGUUUCCAUGUUGCCAUCUCCCAUUGAUUUUCUUAAUAUUUUCGUCCACUACCCACAUUCACUCUUGGAGUUCCUUGAACAAUAUACAAGUAAAGUUAAGGACUCACCUGCUCAAGUGGAAAUACAUAACACACUUUUGGAACUAUACUUGUCUCAUGACCUUGACUUUCCAUCAAUUUCACAGACUAGUAUUGGUAGAAAUGGAAAUGCUAGAGCAGAAUUGCCAUCUGCUCCCAAAGCAGGAGUUAAUGGGGGGAAAAUUAUGAAUACGAAAGAGGCAAAUGAAGAAAAAAGUCACCACGAAAGACGUAAGAAGGGACUGAAAUUGCUUAAGAGGGCAUGGCCUUCUGAACAAGAACAACCUCUAUACGAUGUUGAUCUUGCCAUAAUUUUGUGUGAAAUGAAUGGCUUCAGGGAAGGAUUGCUAUUUAUUUAUGAGAAGAUGAAACUCUACAAAGAGGUAAUUGCAUGCUACAUGCAGGCGCAUGAUCAUGAUGGUUUAAUUGCUUGCUGCAAGAGACUCGGUGACUCGGAAAAAGGUGGUGAUCCUUCUCUUUGGGCAGAAGUAUUAAAGUACUUUGGUGAACUUGGGGAAAACUGCUCCAAAGAAGUGAAAGAAGUAUUAACUUAUAUUGAAAGGGAUGAUAUCUUGCCUCCCAUUGUUGUUCUUCAGACUUUGUCGAGAAAUCCGUGCCUUACACUUUCCGUUAUCAAAGACUAUAUAGCUCGUAAGCUGGAACAAGAGUCCAAGUUGAUUGAAGAAGAUAGGAGAGCUAUUGAAAAGCAUCAGGAAGAGACUUCCACAAUGAGAAAAGAAAUCCAAGAUCUUAGGACCAAUGCCAGAAUAUUUCAGCUCAGCAAAUGCACCACUUGCACAUUCACACUCGACCUUCCUGCUGUCCAUUUCAUGUGUAUGCACUCCUUCCAUCAGCGUUGCCUUGGCGACAAUGAGAAAGAAUGCCCAGAGUGUGCUCCAGAGUACAGAGCUAUUAUUGAGACAAAGAGAAGCUUAGAGCAAAGCUCUAAAAGCCAAGAUCUCUUCUUCCAGCAGGUUAAAAGUUCAAAGGAUGGAUUUUCAGUUAUUGCAAAAUAUUUCGGGAAGGGGAUUAUCAGCAAAACUAGCACCAAUGGGAUUGCUGAUAAGCCAACCAACCCUCCUCCCAUUAACGAGUUUUGAAGUUUCAAUCCACCAAUUUUUCUUGAAAAAUUUAAUGCACGCCGCGACAAGUAUAGAGAAUGGUACAUUCUCCAUAAGAAUGUCACGGGUACGUGUGAAGAUCACAUACACUUGCAACAUAGCUGGAUCGCUUCGGAUCACCCUACUUGUGGUAUAUGUUAAGUUGAUCUUUGUUGCUGGGUUUGCUUCUUAAAAACUUGAUGUUUGCUGUAGAGUGCCACUUGGUGUUUGUUUCUCUUGAAGUGUACAAUCCUGGUUUGAUGGAAACCUAAAAUUCCAAAAUUCAUGUUAGGAAAUUGUCGUUUAUUUCUACUAUUC
This is a messenger RNA of Cuscuta campestris, 3374 nucleotides long. The record is from the annotation of a GenBank genome assembly. NCBI's taxonomy places the organism in Eukaryota, Viridiplantae, Streptophyta, Magnoliopsida, Solanales, Convolvulaceae.